AUGCGUCGAGAGCGCAAGCUCAUUUCUCGCUCCACACGGCUAGGGCUGGAGGACCUGUGCUGUGUCCUAGGGCUCUGGACGCUGCUGGCCCUGCCAGGGGCCCUGGGCUCGGGCCGCGGCGCCGAGGACAGCCCGGGCUCCAGCUCCUCGGUCACUGUGGUCCUGCUGUUGCUGCUGCUUCUGCUGCUGGCCACUGGCCUGGCGCUGGCCUGGCGCCGCCUGAGCCGGGACUCGGGGGGCUACUACCACCCGGCCCGCCUGGGCGCCGCACUGUGGGGCCGCACUCGCCGCCUGCUCUGGGCCAGCCCGCCAGGCCGCUGGCUCCGGGCUGAGCUGGGGUCACCAGAAGAGGACCCGGAGCGGCAGGAGGACGAGCGGGACGUGGAAGAUGACUGCGACCUGGGUGGUGGCCAAGAGGAGCGUGAAUCCCAGGAAGAGGGGCAGCGUGGAGAGAGGCCCAGCCCACAGCAGGCCCCGGAGCCGGCCGAGGAAGCCUAUGACGAUGACACUGAAGGGGGCCUGGGCCUCGGCUCCCAGGGGCCGGUGGGCUCCAGGGGCAGUGCCGAAGCCCUGCUGAGUGACCUGCACGCCUUUGCUGGCAGCGCAGCCUGGGACGACAGCACUAGGGCAGCUGGGAGCCAGGGCCUCCAUGUCACCGCACUGUAG
Messenger RNA from Lipotes vexillifer (Yangtze River dolphin), 666 nucleotides. RefSeq names its product protein tyrosine phosphatase receptor type C associated protein (gene PTPRCAP). NCBI's taxonomy places the organism in Eukaryota, Metazoa, Chordata, Mammalia, Artiodactyla, Lipotidae. The transcript is spliced from 2 exons. The record is from RefSeq and is a predicted model, not a curated record. The coding region runs from base 1 to 666 and encodes 221 amino acids.